Molecule: messenger RNA, 1200 nt
Organism: Trichoderma harzianum CBS 226.95
Lineage: Eukaryota; Fungi; Ascomycota; Sordariomycetes; Hypocreales; Hypocreaceae
Exons: 2
Coding region: 237-1073 (278 amino acids)
Source: RefSeq, a predicted model, not a curated record
GCCCGCAACAUACAUCAAGCUUAGCCGCCCCCAAUCUCUGGCCGUUUCCUACUUCCACCAAAACCCUCCCAUUUGAUCCCAUACAUACUCGUACAUUGUAAGGGAUAAUUCACCCAACAGCCAUCGACAGCUAUUGCGAACCAGUAUUCUGGACUAAACAAGUCUCACCUGCGAAUGCUUUGUUACGAGGUAACCCCUCACCAAGACGACGGGACGACGACGACGACGACACCACUAUGGAGCCUGAGCGUACCUCACCAAGCGGCGCCUCUAACACCAACGAGGUGAUCUUACCCCAGACGCCAGCCAUGUCCGGAGCUUUGCCCAUUGUUGCUACCGAUCCGGCUUCGGAUCUUCCCUCGAUGCCUAGACCUAGGGUCUGGGAGCGUCAAAAAAGCCAAAACAGCCUUCUCAUGGAGCUUCUUUCUCGCCGCAUGAGCCGACAGACCCUCUUACAGCAAAACCAAUCCCGUACCCAACAGCCACCCCUCGUUCCACAAUCACAGCCGCUUCUGGUUGAUAAUGCCAUGGAUGUUGACCAUGACGAAACCCUGGGCGACGACUCUUCACUGCCCGCACUGCCCUGUACUCAGAAAAUCCGUCCAUCAAGACGAUACUCAGCUCUGCCUUAUAUUGCCCCCGUUGCACCCGAGACAAAAAUUGACCCGGACGUUGCCGCUAGGGUCCUUGCCAGGAUGCAGGCCAACACCCAAGCCGAUUCCAUUUCCCCUCCUUCGUCCACAGGUUCAUCUUCCGUCCAGGCCAUUGAAAUCGACCCUACUGAGUUGGCAGAAGACGACAUAGAGGCCGAUGAGGGCUACGAUGAAGGGCCUGAGGAAUUUCCCUGGUUGGGCGAGAAGCCAUCGAGUGGGCUUACUGGAGCCCUGAGGAACCAAGGCGUUCUCAGCUUCACAACGUCUGCUGAGGCGGCCAUGCGCUGUCCCAAGCUUGUACGAAAUGUCCCUCGCAUGCGGAAGCGGACGCACAAGAAGAAGGAGCACAGACUGCGGAUGUCGAGGGACACGACCCGUGAGCUGAGUCAAUCGCGGGCUCCCGCAGCGGAUGCAUCUUGAUAACGACGCAAGGCACCCGCUCACACAAGCAGCGGCACAGCCGUUGAAGCUCAUCUGUUAUUUCUCCACCUUAUACUCUUGCCUCUAUCACAGACAACGACUUAGACACGACAUUAUGCGGCGUUUU